This is a messenger RNA of Talaromyces rugulosus, 1962 nucleotides long. RefSeq lists its product as uncharacterized. Gene Ontology annotation, molecular function: serine-type endopeptidase activity; tripeptidyl-peptidase activity. NCBI's taxonomy places the organism in Eukaryota, Fungi, Ascomycota, Eurotiomycetes, Eurotiales, Trichocomaceae. The transcript is spliced from 9 exons. Gene Ontology annotation, biological process: proteolysis. The record is from RefSeq and is a predicted model, not a curated record. The annotation marks the transcript as partial.
CCGUCAACGCAACGACACGUUCUUCAUGAGAAGAGGCAAUCUACUUCGUCCCAGUGGCUGAAUCUCGGCCCAGUCGAGCCUGAUUCCAAAAUAGUUGUCAGGGUGGGAUUGAAGCAGAGCGAUCUCCACAAGGCACACGAGUACCUGAUGGAUGUAUCACAUCCAAAGUCUCCUAACUACGGAAAAUUCUGGACACAAGAUCAAGUCAUCCAGGCAUUUGCCCCGUCUGACGAAACGGCAUCCUGCGUUCAUGAUUGGCUUGCUCGAGCUGGUAUCGACAAGUCACGCAUCUUGCAUACCGAAAACAAGGGAUGGUUAGCUUUUGAAGCUACAGGAAGCGAGGUAGAAAACCUUCUGAAAACACAAUACUAUAAUUAUAAAAACACUAUCACAGGACAAAAAGCGGUGGCUUGUGAGAAGUAUCAUGUUCCUGACAAUGUACAAAAUCACAUCGACUAUAUCAACCCUGGAAUCCGACUCCCCAAGGUCAAUCGUCGAUCUCUAUUCACCAGACAGGAUACAGUACUUGGACCGGUGCAUGAACCCAAGACCCGCCCAUUCGCAGAACCAGUUAACAUGGGAAAUCUGUCAAGCUGCGAUAUUGCCAUAACUCCAAAAUGCAUUCAGGCAUUAUACCAAAUCCCACCGGCAAAUUCAGCGCAAGAUGGAAACUCAAUGGGCCUAUUUGAGGAGGGAGAUUACUACGCCGGCGAGGAUUUGGAUCUGUUUUUCAAAAACAUGUCACCGAAUAUUCCUCAGGGGACACGACCUAUAUUGAACGCGAUUGAUGGCGGUAGUGCCCCAGUUUCUAAAGCGAAGGCAGGAGUCGAGUCAGACCUAGACAUGCAGCUCGCAUAUCCCAUUAUCUACCCGCAAACUCUUACGUUGUUCCAGACGGAUGACUCUAAUUAUGCUACUGGGAAAAAGAAUUCCAACGGAUUUCUAGACACAUUCCUUGAUGCCAUUGAUGGGUCUUACUGCACGUCCUGCUAUGAGGGCCUGUGUGGUAGUGAUCUCAACGUCGACCCUGUCUAUCCUGACGAAACCACCGGAGGGUAUAAUGGCAGCUUGAUGUGUGGCACGUACAAGGCGGCGAAUGUCAUCUCCGUUUCGUACGGUGGUCAAGAACACGACUUUCCCGAAAAAUAUCAACGGAGACAAUGUAACGAAUUCAUGAAGCUCGGAAUGCGCGGGGUCUCAGUCUUCUUUGCGUCUGGUGACAAUGGGGUUGCAGGGCCAGCUAUUUUCGAUGAUCACCAUGGUUGUCUCGGGUCUAACUCCACCGUCUUCAAUCCAGGUUUUCCAAACAACUGCCCCUAUGUCACAAACGUCGGAGCAACAAAGAUACCCCCUGGCAAAACAGUCCAUGACCCCGAGGUCGCAGUCGUUGACUAUGCUGGCUAUCCAUUCACAAACGCAUUCGCAUCUGGAGGAGACUUUAGUAAUAUUUAUCCGACACCUGAUUACCAAGCUGAGGCGGUAAAAAAGUACUUCGAUUCCCAUAACCCACCAUACCCUUACUACAACGGCAACUCCAGCUUUGGAGAAAACGGCGGUAGAUAUAAUCGUCUAGGCAGAGGGUAUCCCGAUGUCGCUGCAAAUGGAGACAACACUGCCAUUUAUAACAAGGGAAAGUACGUUUUGUCUGGUGGGACAAGUGCUAGUGCUCCGAUCUUUGCAGCCGUGAUCAACCGUAUCGUAGAUGAGCGCCUUUCCAAGGGAAGGCCGCCGCUUGGGUUUAUCAAUCCAGUGCUUUACGAAAAUCCGCAAGUGCUGAACGAUAUAACCAGCGGGUCAAAUCCUGGCUGUGGCACUGAUGGAUUUAGUACAGCUCCUGGAUGGGAUCCUGUGACAGGACUAGGCACACCAAACUAUCCAAAGAUGCUGGAUCUGCUCGUAAACAUAGGAGCAGACUCUAAUGGGGAUGCGGGUGACGAGCUUCUGGACAGAAUUUGGUUCUAA